Paramecium octaurelia is the source of this 236-nucleotide messenger RNA. The record is from the annotation of a GenBank genome assembly. Lineage: Eukaryota; Ciliophora; Oligohymenophorea; Peniculida; Parameciidae.
AUGGAUUCAACUAAGGAUAGAGUAGAAGGUACAAGAGCCACAGUUAUCGAAAUCAUUGGAAGAACAGGUAGAAUUUAUCAAUAUUAAAUGCAGGUUCUAGAGGUGGAAUUACAUAAGUUAAGGUUCAAUUGGUUGGCUAAUAAAGAACAUUGAUUAGAAAUGUAAUGGGACCAGUCAGAAAAGGUGACACAUUAGAACUUAUGGAAUGUGAAAGAGAAGCCAGAAGAUUAAGAUGA